Molecule: messenger RNA, 900 nt
Organism: Dendroctonus ponderosae (mountain pine beetle)
Lineage: Eukaryota; Metazoa; Arthropoda; Insecta; Coleoptera; Curculionidae
Product: phosphatase and actin regulator 2
Exons: 3
Coding region: 33-617 (194 amino acids)
Source: RefSeq, a predicted model, not a curated record
CCUCCGACGUCUACGUCAACAGCCGCGAGAACAUGGACUCGAGUGGCGUGUUCACCGACAUGGACUCGGGGCCGCGCCCAGACGAGGAGAGCGAGACGGGGGCGCCGCAGGCCCCCAGCGACGCGCCCACGCCCACUGACAGCAGCAAAUGCGCCUCCGACAACAGCCAGCAGCCCAAGCAGGGGGCGCAGCCCCUCGCAGCGCCCAAGAAGCCGCCCAAGCCGCAGCCGGGCGAGAAGCGCCCCGUGAAGAAGCCGGUCAACAAGUGGGACGCGGUGAUGAGCAAAAUCUCCAAGGGCGACGACCCGAAGGGCCGCCUCAAGGAGGUCAAGGCCAAGGUGUACGAGGCGCCCAAGGUGAAGAAGCCGCUGGUGGCGAAGCGGGCGACCGCCAGCCGCCCCCGGGCCGCCGCCGCCCCGCCCAGUCGCAGUCCAGGUGCGACGAAGAAGAGCGCGCCAGUGACGCAGGUGCUGACGCCUAGGGAGCUGGCCGCCAAGCAGCAGGCCGACGGCGAGUCCAAGGGCGGGGCAAGGGCAAACCACGCCCCAAUCGGCGCUGUUGCCGGCAGGAAGACGCCCAAGGACACGACGUCGCCCAAGCCGCGCAAAGGUGAGUGAGUCGGCAACGGCGCCACUGCGCCGCAAAGGGGCCGCGUUCGCGAACGUGUCGGCGCUUCACAGUCGAUGCACAAGCGGAUCGGGGCAUCUUCGCGCUCGGCCAAAACGAGAAAGUCUCCAGUCGCCUGCGGCGAGUGACGAUGGGGCCCCUCAACCGCUUCCAGUCGCUCUUCAGCGCCAGUGCCGUCGACCUGAACAACAACGGGGCCAAGGGGCGCCCCCGGGACGCGCUCGCCCCGAAGCCCCGCACUGUGUGGGCCCCGUUCCGCCCCGGGCGCCGCCC